Auanema sp. JU1783 is the source of this 654-nucleotide messenger RNA. The record is from the annotation of a GenBank genome assembly. Lineage: Eukaryota; Metazoa; Nematoda; Chromadorea; Rhabditida; Rhabditidae.
AUGGUACAAGACAAAGCUAAAGAGCAACAAACGCUAUCCAAACCUGACAACGAACAACCAAAGUUAUCGAAAGACAAGGAAAAAGCAAUCGUGAGAAAGGAAGGUUUUGAUUAUUUCCCUGUGACUUUCCAAUUGACGAAAACACAGAAGUUCGGUUUGGGCAUAACAGAUUACAAGAAUAUGGUAAUCGUGAACAAAGUGGAAGAGAAUUCAAUGGUUGCUGGAGAAUUGAAAGUUCUUGAUCUCAUAGUUGACAUCAACGGAGUUCCUGUGUCGGACAAGGAUAUCUGUAAAACUUUGAUCAUCAAGACGCUUCAGAAUAAUAAAACUGUUGAUUUGGUUAUUGGAAGGCCAGUGACGGAGUCAGCAAAACAGACGAUGGAAAAUGCUUUGGAGUCUUCUCAAGUCCAACCGCCCUCUGUUGAAGUUGCAUCAGAUGUACGCGACAUCAUGUGCAGAUUUCAAACGAAGAUCUUGGAUCAAUCCAAUGCCACGAAAGGAAUUCUGAUAAAUGAGAAAACUAAUCCAGUUGGGAAUGUGAGAAUCACAGAAGAAAAUCCGAAAACGGCCAAAAUAGGAAACGACUGUAAAGGUGUUGCUUUACAGAAAGUGCCACGACCAACCGAAUCCAAGAAAGCCGUCGAGAAGAAAUAG